UUUCAGCACACCGUUUGUUUAUUUCAUGGCUUUUUUGAAGCAAAAAUAAUUCAAAUUUAACAAUGUUUUUCCAGCUGUCUUUGACAAAUUGUAGUCCUACGGUACAUUUUAUUUACUCUUACUUAGUUUUCUCAUUUUAUAGUUUUGCUAUCCUGACAAACAGGCCAGUUGAAUUAUGUUUAUGACGGAGGAGCAGAGUGAGGAAACUCCUGGAGGAGGACUGUCUGUAAAAGAGGAAGAUGUGGAAAAAGAGAAUGUGACCGAGAUGGCAGAUUUAGACGAAGAAGAAGAGGAGGAAGACGAGGAGACUCUUCCUCACCCAGAGAUCCUGGACAUAUUUGAGGAGGGUCUUGCUCAACUUGUUCAGGACCCUUUACUCUGUGAUCUGCCAAUUCAGGUAACUUUGGAGGAGGUUAAUUCGCAGAUCGCUUUGGAGUACGGCCAAGCCAUGACAGUCAGGGUUGUAAAGGCUGACGGAGAGAUUAUGCCGAUAGUUGUGGUGCAAAAUGCAACCGUCCUGGAUCUGAAGAAGGCCAUCCGCAGAUUCAUGGAGCUGAAACAACAGCGUGAAGGCGGAGUGAAACAAGUCAGCUGGAGAUAUGUGUGGAGAACCUUUCUGUUAAUAUUUCAAGGGGAAAAGCUUGACGAUGACAAGAUGAGGCUUAAGGAGUAAGUGCAUGAAAUAAUCCCCUCUGUCACGUGUUAUCAUCUGCUGCACCGUUUGACUUUGUUUCUCUGUUCAGCUACGGGAUCCGAAACAGGGAUGAAGUGACGUUCAUGAAGAGACUCAGGAAAAAGUGAAGCGACCCACCCAACGCUCGAAACGUCAGGCGAAAGACAAAGUUCCUGCAGUGUGUGCUGGGACCCCCUGCCACGCAGACAUCAAGUGACUUUCACAAAGUUCUCAUGAGUACGACUUGCUUGAGGCAGUCGGGACAUCUUAGUAUAAAAUGAGCACGCUUCUUGAAGAGGCUACAUGUAAAUACAUCUUGAGUUGUGAUUUUGUAAAGUUUUCUACAAACAUUAUAUGAAAGUGUGUUGGUGUUUUACUUUCAUGACAACAAGAGCAUUCUGUAACAUUUUCCAGAGAGGUCAGCUGUGAACUGAGGAUUUGAAUAUUUCCUGGUAUGAGUAAACACUGCCAGCCUUUGUUGACCUGGUUUGAAUAUUAACUGUACGAGAGACACUGGGAGCAGCUGAUGAAAUAGCCUCCACCAUGACUUCUUUAGACAGCGAGCUGAACAAGAUUUCCACAGAGCUCAAACACCUUUCACUCAAGAGACAACAACUUCUGGAGAGGAAAAAACUCCAGUGCAUAUUUCAGGAGUUGAAGAAUCGUGUUCAACGUGAACAGCCAGAGGAGGGUGACUCGUAUCAGCAUGAGAUUGACAGCAUUGAUGACAAACUGAAUCAACUGGCGGAGAGGAAGGCAGAGCUCCAGAAGAACCACGACAACAUGGUCUACGGGAACGAUGAGAAGAACAGCCUGAAAGGUGUGUCUAAAUGUACUGCAGCACACCGUUUCUCCAUCAUACUUAUUUUGUGUUCCUUUUCUUUGUUGUUAGAGAUCACCUCCGUCCAGAAGGUUGUGCCUGACGGUCCUGGGAUUUUCUUUGUUGAACACCCGGAUUUUCCCGCGCCUACAGUGAUUCUGGACAUGGAGAAGCUCCCCCCCCGCCCCACCAGGACGCAGUGUCCUGAGUGUGAGCAGUUCAUCAUGACAGAGACGUUUACCUCCAUCAGCAGCGUCACCUGGCUCAUGUGUUUCAUGACGGCUUUAAUUGGUUGCAUUGCUGGUUGUUGCCUCAUUCCCUUCUGCAUGGAUAGAUUCAAAUCCACCACACACAGAUGUCCCAAGUGUCGAACGUCAAUCAUAACUAUUAAACAGAUGUGAGAGAAAAGCAGUUGGUAAGAACUUGAACCUGAAAGAGUAUCAGACUUAAUAAUGGUGAUGUAGCAUACAGCAGCACUUGCAGAUUUGUUUGUGUUUCAUGAGCACUGAAUAUGAGAGGUUGAAGGAUGAUGCUCAUGUCAGAGGGACAAACUGGUGUCUAUUUAUCCUAGAUUUAUGGAUAUUUUAGACAAGGACAUUACGUGACAUCCAUUUUUUCAAAGCAGACAAGCAGACCUCUAAUUCAAUCAUUUUGAAAUGAUAAUCUGCUUUUACAGGCUAAUAAGUGAGUUUGUCUUUGGUGUUACCAGUUCAUUAGCGACACUAACAUCUCAUUAUAGCACAUAAUCCUUUUAAAGAGUGACAUUUGGAUUGUCAGAAAAAGCACUAAUGUUCUUAUAGAAUAACUAUAAAAAAAAGUGUCAUCGUCAUCAGUCCUUUUUACAACACCUUCCUCUACAUUCACAUGAGUUUGUUAACAGUUCUUCCGAUAACCUUCAGAGGCAGACAGUGAACUCCUUUAGAAUGCAACAGUGGUGCAUCAUGCUGUGUAUAUGUGUAUAUGGUUACUUUGAUACUAAAUGUUAUUUUUCUUAUGCGGGAGGUCACCAAUUACGCAAAAUCCACUUUUGUCAUGUGUUUUGUACAUACAUAUGUGUCCUCUCUGUGUUAAGAGAUUCGGAAAGCUUCAGGAAAAAAGAUUCUCUCUCUUUUUGUCCUGAUCCAUUUAUAUAAAAACCUGUCUUAAAAUCAGCUGAUCAGAUUUUGUCAACUUUGUGACAUGACAACUGUUUUAUUGGUUGUGCAACCAGCCAAUAACCAACCAUGGUAACACCCACCUUAUCACCUGAAUCUCCUCCUAGAGCACCAUUGUUUUUUUCCCGACCAAUCAUUUCGCAGAGGGGCGUGGCCAGCAGCAGCUCAUCGCAUUUAAAGGUACAGACACAGAAUCUGCACUUUUGGAACAGGAAUGAAAUAGAGGGGUUUAUGGCAUGCUACAAUUAUCUGUUUGGCAUUUCGAGCCAAACACUUUGGAGACAUGUUUUGUAUAUAUCUGGGACCUAUAAUAUAUUGUUUAAAAAGCAUUUAAUAGGGGACCUUUAAUGAAAAGGAAAGCGGUCAGACCACAGACCUUUCUGUUGCAAAGGCUGGGUAUGGCCAGCAGAUGUCACUAUAAUACAGAUCAACUGUAUUGCUAUUUUAGUGUGAGGUGAGUGAACAACCCAAAUGAGCAGUGGUUCAUACUGAUGGAUGUUGUUUCUCCUCUGUAGGAUGACUGUUGGUCUGUUGUUACAUUGUAAUGCACAGAGAUGAAUAAACUACCUAAACAAAAACCAA
Messenger RNA from Gymnodraco acuticeps, 3229 nucleotides. It is a transcript of the gene snrnp25, whose product is annotated as small nuclear ribonucleoprotein 25. NCBI's taxonomy places the organism in Eukaryota, Metazoa, Chordata, Actinopteri, Perciformes, Bathydraconidae. Gene Ontology annotation, molecular function: protein binding; zinc ion binding. Gene Ontology annotation, biological process: mRNA splicing, via spliceosome. The coding region runs from base 1217 to 1894 and encodes 225 amino acids. Gene Ontology annotation, cellular component: U12-type spliceosomal complex. The record is from RefSeq and is a predicted model, not a curated record. The transcript is spliced from 8 exons.